Molecule: messenger RNA, 1071 nt
Organism: Ilyonectria robusta
Lineage: Eukaryota; Fungi; Ascomycota; Sordariomycetes; Hypocreales; Nectriaceae
Product: putative replication factor C
Exons: 3
Coding region: 1-1071 (356 amino acids)
Biological process (GO): DNA repair; DNA-templated DNA replication
Cellular component (GO): DNA replication factor C complex; nucleus; Ctf18 RFC-like complex
Molecular function (GO): ATP binding; DNA binding; ATP hydrolysis activity
Source: RefSeq, a predicted model, not a curated record
AUGGCGGCCCAAAAACCAGAGGAACGUGGCGAGUCGUCCACAGCUGCCUCCAAGGCAGCUCAGUCGUCUCCUUCCAACUCAACAUCUUAUGAACUUCCUUGGGUGGAAAAGUAUCGCCCAAUCUUCCUCGACGAUGUCGUGGGCAACACAGAGACGAUCGAGCGACUCAAGAUUAUCGCCAAGGAGGGCAAUAUGCCACACGUCAUUAUCUCGGGAAUGCCUGGGAUCGGAAAGACGACCAGUGUGCUGUGUCUAGCUCGACAGAUGCUGGGAGAUUCGUACAAAGAAGCUGUGCUGGAGCUUAAUGCCAGUGACGAGCGAGGUAUCGAUGUGGUGCGAAACCGAAUCAAGGGAUUCGCGCAGAAGAAGGUCACUCUACCUCCCGGCCGCCAAAAGCUGAUCAUUCUCGACGAGGCCGACAGCAUGACAUCUGGCGCCCAGCAAGCCCUCCGACGAACGAUGGAGAUCUAUUCCAACACCACCAGAUUUGCAUUCGCCUGCAAUCAGUCGAACAAAAUCAUUGAGCCCCUGCAGUCGAGAUGCGCCAUUCUACGAUAUGCCAAGCUGACCGACGCCCAAGUCGUGAAGCGUUUGAUGCAAAUCAUCGAGGCAGAAAAGGUCGAAUUCAGCGAUGACGGUCUGGCAGCAUUGGUUUUCAGCGCGGAGGGAGAUAUGCGACAGGCUAUCAACAACCUGCAGUCCACAUUUGCCGGUUUUGGAUUCGUGUCGGGAGACAAUGUCUUCAAGGUAGUCGACUCACCACACCCGAUCAAGGUGCAGGCGAUGCUGAAGGCGUGUUACGAGGGCAACGUGGACUCGGCACUGGACACGCUACGGGAGUUGUGGGAUCUCGGAUAUUCGAGCCACGACAUCAUCAGCACCAUGUUCAAGGUCACCAAGACGAUUCCCACACUCAGUGAGCACUCGAAACUGGAGUUCAUCAAGGAGAUUGGCUUCACGCACAUGAAGGUGCUAGAGGGUGUGCAGACCUUGCUCCAGCUCAGCGGGUGUGUUGUGCGGCUUUGCAAGAUCAACAUGGACCCGAAACGAUUCCGAGUAGCCUCCAAGUAA